Perognathus longimembris pacificus (Pacific pocket mouse) is the source of this 1994-nucleotide messenger RNA. RefSeq names its product transmembrane p24 trafficking protein 4 (gene Tmed4). Lineage: Eukaryota; Metazoa; Chordata; Mammalia; Rodentia; Heteromyidae. The transcript has 5 exons. The record is from RefSeq and is a predicted model, not a curated record. The coding region runs from base 62 to 745 and encodes 227 amino acids. Gene Ontology annotation, cellular component: endoplasmic reticulum-Golgi intermediate compartment; Golgi apparatus; COPII-coated ER to Golgi transport vesicle. Gene Ontology annotation, biological process: Golgi organization; positive regulation of canonical NF-kappaB signal transduction; intracellular protein transport.
CGUUGACACGCAGGCGCAAAGCGGUGUGCCAGGUUGCGCACGCGCACGAGGGCGAGGCGCAAUGGCAGGUGCUGGCGUGCCCCUGCGGCCAGGGAUGGUGCGAUCGGCCCUAGUGUUGCUUGUGGUGUACACCGCCGGCGCCCAGGGGCUUUACUUCCACAUCGGCGAGACCGAGAAGAGAUGCUUCAUCGAGGAGAUCCCCGACGAGACCAUGGUCAUCGGCAACUAUCGAACCCAGAUGUGGGACAAGCAGAAGGAGGUCUUCCUGCCCUCGACCCCCGGCCUGGGCAUGCACGUGGAGGUGAAGGACCCGGACGGCAAGGUGGUACUGUCCCGGCAGUACGGAUCCGAGGGUCGCUUCACGUUCACCUCCCACACUCCCGGUGACCAUCAGAUUUGCCUGCACUCCAACUCCACUAGGAUGGCUCUCUUCGCUGGGGGAAAACUGCGUGUGCACCUGGAUAUCCAGGUUGGGGAACAUGCCAACAACUAUCCUGAGAUUGCUGCUAAGGAUAAACUGACAGAGCUGCAGCUCCGUGCCCGCCAGUUGCUUGAUCAAGUGGAACAGAUCCAGAAAGAACAGGAUUACCAGAGGUAUCGUGAAGAGCGCUUUCGUCUGACCAGUGAGAGCACCAACCAGAGAGUCCUGUGGUGGUCCAUUGCUCAGACCGUCAUCCUCAUCCUCACUGGUAUCUGGCAGAUGCGUCAUCUCAAGAGCUUCUUUGAGGCCAAGAAGCUGGUAUAAUGCCCACUCCACAUAGCCUUUUCUUUCCCUCAAUUAUUUGGUACUUUCCCCAUCUAGUCCCUUUCCCACCUAGAUUUUGGGAGGGGGAAAAGAACUUAUGUUGCCUUGGUAUCCUGGCAACAGACCAUUCAGAUCAGCUCUUUGUUAGCCUAGACCUCAAGGAGACAGGACAGUGGUCCAAGCUUUCAAACUCUUAGGGCUUGGGAGGAGUUAGAAUUAACUCAAGACCAAGUCCUGUGUCUUUUUUCCUACAGUGAUUCCCACCUGUUCUCUAAGAAAUGAGCAAAUGACUGUUUUCUCUUUGCUUACAAAGUGGGCAGUUGACAUGCUUGUGAACAAGCCCUGCCUUGUUACCCCCUGGUCAGCCCUGGGUUCACCUUAAUGGCUUUGUGAAUGUAAAUAAGGGGCAAGUCUUGGCCCUAGAGAAUUGAGAUGUUUUUCUAUAUAUUAGAACUAUUUUUUGAUAAAUUAUAUAUUUUCUUUUCUAGUUGAAGUGUUUCUGCCUGUAGCUAACACCAAUCCAGUCCUUGUGCAUUCUUCUAUUCACACAUUUUUAGUAACUGCCAUAGCAUCUCUCUGGAUUUCAGCAGAUGUUAAAUUGCAGAUGUUAGAUGUUAACAUCUAACAGAAAGAUGUCAGAAGGCCAAGCCGAAUUCUUGUGGACACUUGUGAUUCCUAAUCCAUAGGUCUCAGUCAGAGCUAAGAUAGCAAGAUAGCUGACACAAGGCAGUGCACUCUUCCCCUCCCUCUUCUCUUGAGUUUUAUUUAACUGUAGUAAAUUUUUUCUUCAAGGGAAUCGGAUUUGGUUCUUGAUACAGACUUUUUCCCAAUAAAAUAAAACAUAUUGUAGUAACUGUGUAUGAGAUGAAAUAAACAGUGGUGGGCAGAGGGUGGCAAAAGAGGAAGAGGAAAAGUUCUUGUCUUGAACUGCCUAUGUGGAUAACUGAAGUGGACUUGAGUUCAUCAGGCAGGUCUGUUCCAGGGGCCUACCAAUGGAUGGGGUGUUGCUUAAUUGUUUUCAAAGGUCAACCAAGUAGACAACAUGUCAGUAAGGGACUGCCUGAGUAAAUGAAGUACUUGGUUUCUUAGCCUCUGAAUCAUAAACUUGAACAGCUCUUAGUACACUCUGCUCAUGCUCUUCUCCUGUAUAGAACCUCAUACCAUUGGUUGCCCAGUAUUGACAUUUUAUUUCUUAAAUUUUAUUAUAUAUUUAUUUGAAAUAUUAUUUAUUAAAUUUAUCUGACAUACA